Messenger RNA from Melanotaenia boesemani (Boeseman's rainbowfish), 1764 nucleotides. RefSeq names its product formimidoyltransferase cyclodeaminase (gene ftcd). The record is from RefSeq and is a predicted model, not a curated record. NCBI's taxonomy places the organism in Eukaryota, Metazoa, Chordata, Actinopteri, Atheriniformes, Melanotaeniidae. The transcript is spliced from 14 exons. The coding region runs from base 97 to 1719 and encodes 540 amino acids. Gene Ontology annotation, molecular function: folic acid binding; transferase activity.
UGCAGCUGAAAUGCCUCCGGGCAGCCCUGGAGGAUAAAGGGAUUUUGGAGAGUGUGGAACUGAACCUUGCUGGUCUUCCUCCGGUUUGCAGGCACCAUGGCUCAGCUGGUGGAGUGUGUCCCCAACUUCUCAGAGGGUCGAAACAAAGAGGUGAUCGAUGCCAUCUCGGCCGCCAUCUCCAGCACCCCCGGCUGCAGCCUGCUGGACGUUGAUGCCGGGGCUUCAACCAACCGCACCGUCUACACCUUCGUGGGCUCCCCUGAGGCCGUGGUGGAGGGAGCGCUGAGCGCCGCCCGGCAGGCCUUCAGCCUCAUUGACAUGAGCAAACACUCAGGUGAGCACCCCCGGACCGGAGCGCUGGACGUCUGUCCCUUCAUCCCCGUCAGGAAUGUCAGCAUGGACGACUGCGUCGGCUGCGCCAAUGCAUUUGGACAAAAACUGGCAGAGAUGCUGCAUGUUCCAGUGUAUCUUUAUGGAGAAGCAGCUCGGACUGAGAAGAGGAGGAAUCUUCCGUCUGUGCGAGCCGGAGAGUACGAAGCUUUACCCGUCAAGCUAAAACAGGAUGAGUGGGCCCCUGACUUUGGCCCCGCCAUCUUUGUACCAUCAUGGGGCGCCACGGUAACAGGCGCUCGCAAGUUCCUCAUCGCCUACAAUGUGAACCUGAUCAGCACCAAAGAACAGGCUCAUCGCAUCGCGCUGGACGUCCGGGAGCAGGGCCGCGGGAAGGACCAGCCGGGGCUGCUGAGGAAGGUACAGGGGAUGGGCUGGUACCUGGAUGAAGCCAACAUCGCCCAGGUCUCUACCAACAUCCUGGACUACGAGGUGACCUCCCUCCACACCGUGUACGAGGAGAUCUGCAGGGAUGCCGAGGAGCUGAAGCUGCCGGUGGUCGGCUCUCAGAUCGUCGGUCUGAUCCCUCUGAGGGCUCUGCUGGACUCCGCUGACUUCUACAUCAACAGAGACCAACUCUUCAUCAUUGAAGAGGAGCACAAAGUCCGACUGGUGAUCAGUAAACUCGGCCUGGACUCGCUUGGCCCGUUCAACCCGCAGGAGAGAGUCAUAGAGUACAUGGUGAAGUCACAGGAGGAGGGACAGCUGGUGUCGUUGUCGCUGCAGAAGUUUGUCCACAGCGUUGGAGCUCGGACAGCGGCUCCUGGAGGAGGAUCUGUUUCUGCUGCCAUCGCUGCUCUGGGGGCAGCACUGGGGGCUAUGGUGGGUCAGAUGACAUAUGGGAAGAAACAGUUCGAGAAUCUGGACGGUUUGAUGAGGAAGCUGAUCCCCCCCUUCCAUCAGGCCAUGAACGAGCUGCUGCACAUGGUGGACGCCGACUCCUCCGCCUUCAACAGCUACAUGGCAGCACUAAAAAUGCCAAAAAACACUGCAGAGGAAAUAAAAAGGAGAGAAGCUGCGAUGCAGGAUGGUCUGCAGCAGGCCAUCAGAGUCCCGCUGGCUCUGGCUGAGAGGGUCAGCGUCCUCUGGCCACAUCUGAAAGAAAUCGUUGCCAACGGAAAUAUCAGCUGCAAGUCCGACGCACAGGUGGCAGCUAAAGCCCUGGAGACGGCUGUCUUUGGAGCAUACUACAACGUCAUGAUCAACCUCAAAGACAUCACUGAUGACGCAGUCAAAGUGGGCAUCCAGAGAAGAGUGUCAGCACUGCUGCAGGAGGCGAAGGACAGUGUUCGAGCAGUCCUAGACGCUGCAGAGAAGAGACGCGAAUGAAGCUGGACAAGGUCACCUAAGCCUGAAUAAAAUGCUUUAAACAAA